Molecule: messenger RNA, 1236 nt
Organism: Daphnia pulicaria
Lineage: Eukaryota; Metazoa; Arthropoda; Branchiopoda; Diplostraca; Daphniidae
Exons: 7
Coding region: 72-1109 (345 amino acids)
Biological process (GO): oxygen transport
Cellular component (GO): extracellular region; hemoglobin complex
Molecular function (GO): heme binding; oxygen binding
Source: RefSeq, a predicted model, not a curated record
CAUUACAACUGUCUGCCAUCUCUCUCUCUCCCAGCCGAGAGUCUGUAACUAUAAAAGGCAACUGGAAAUCAAUGGCUUUCAAACUAGCCCUUCUCUUCGGCGUGAUCGCUUUCGCCAGCGUUUAUGUGUCUGCAACCACGACGACCACCGUCACCACUUCCGUCACCACCGUCUCGGCCGAUGAUGACAGCGAGGGUGGACUCUCGUUGAGCGCUCACGACCGCAGUGUCAUCCGCAAGACCUGGGAACAGGCCAGGAGAGACGGCGAUGUUCCUCCUCAGAUUCUCUUCCGCUUCAUCAAGGCUCACCCCGAAUACCAGAAGAUGUUCAGCAAGUUCGCCAGCGUUCCCCAAAACGAACUGUUGACCAAUGGAAACUUCUUGGCCCAGGCCUACACCAUUUUGGCAGGUUUGAACGUCGCCAUCCAGUCCCUGUCCAGCCAGGAGCUGAUGGCCAGCCAACUCAACGCUCUCGGUGGAGCCCACAAGCCCCGUGGUGCUACUCCCAUCAUGUUCGAGCAAUUCGGUGCCGUCCUCGAGGAAGUCCUCGCUGAAGAGUUGGGCAGUUCCUUCAACGCUGAGGCCAAGAGCGCCUGGAAGAACGGACUUACCGCUUUGGUUGCCGGCAUAUCCAAGACCCUGAAGAACCCACAAGAUUUGGCUGAUCCCCAGACCAAAUUGUCUGCCCGCCAAGUUCGUGACGUCCAGAGGAGCUGGGAAAACAUCAAAAGUGGCCGCAACGCUAUGGUCUCUUCCAUCAUGAUCAAGCUCUUCAAGGAGACUCCCCGCAUUCAGAAAUACUUCACCAAGUUCGCCAAUGUCCCAGUGGGAUCUUUGAGCGGCGACGCCGAGUACAACAAACAAGUCGCCCUGGUCGCUGACCGUCUGGACACCAUCGUCUCGGCUACCGGCGAUAAACUUCAACUUUUGGGCAACAUCAACUACAUGCGCUACACCCACGCCGCCCGUAGCAUUCCCCGUAGUGCUUGGGAGGACUUUGGCCGUCUUCUGAUGGAGUCUUUGGCUGCCAGCGGUGUCUCCUCUGACGAUUUGGCUUCCUGGAAGGGCACUUUGGGCGUCCUUGUCAACGGAAUCUCUCCCAAGAAUUAAGACACAUUUUCUUGGGUCCGCAUUCAAGCAAUGACACGGAAUGGAAGAGAAAUCAUUUCCCGCCCAUUUUAUUCAUCGAUGUUCUUUUCUUUUUCUUUUUCAAAUACAAUUAGUUAAGCAAUCCAAA